UGAAAAAAAGGGUAAGCCAAACACCCCCUUAGUUUCCGCACCUCUCACGUCUCUACAAUCCCAAACGGAUCUCAUCCUUCUGCUCCUCCACUCUCACUCUCUCUCUCCCAAACAACAAUGAGCGAUCUCAAAUCCAAGUUUCUCCAAGUGUACUCCACUCUCAAAUCGGAGCUGCUCCACGACCCUGCCUUCGACUUCACCGACACAUCCCGCCAAUGGGUCGAGCGAAUGCUGGACUACAAUGUACCUGGAGGAAAGCUCAACCGAGGCCUCUCAGUUAUUGACAGCUACAAGUUGCUAAACGAAGGAAAGGACCUUUCCAGUGAAGAAGUUUUUCUUGCAUGUGCGCUUGGGUGGUGCAUUGAAUGGCUUCAAGCAUAUUUUCUUGUUCUUGAUGACAUUAUGGAUAACUCUCACACACGCAGGGGUCAACCUUGUUGGUUCAGACUGCCAAAGAUUGGUCUCAUUGCUGUCAAUGAUGGUUUGCUGCUCCGCAAUCAUAUACCUAGAAUUCUCAGAAAACAUUUCAGGGGAAAGCCUUACUAUGUGGAUCUGCUGGAUUUAUUCAAUGAGGUAGAAUUUCAGACUGCAUCUGGACAAAUGAUUGAUUUGAUCACGACACUUGAAGGAGAGAAAGACUUGUCAAAGUAUUCAAUGCCUCUUCACCACCAGAUUGUUCAGUACAAAACUGCUUACUACUCAUUUUACCUGCCAGUGGCAUGUGCACUGCUAAUGUCAGGCGAGAAUUUGGAAAAUCAUGUUGAUGUAAAGCACGUACUCGUUGAAAUGGGAACCUAUUUUCAAGUGCAGGAUGAUUACCUGGACUGUUUUGGAGCUCCUGAGGUGAUUGGUAAGAUUGGAACUGAUAUUCAAGACUUCAAGUGUUCUUGGUUGGUCGUAAAAGCAAUGGAACUCUCCACCGAGGAACAGAAAAAGUUGCUACAUGAGAACUACGGGAAAGAUGAUCCAGUUUGUAUAGCAAAAGUGAAGCAACUUUACAAUGAUCUCAAUCUUCAGGGCGUGUUCGCAGAAUAUGAGAGUAAGAGUUAUGAGAAACUAAUCAACUUGAUUGAAGCUCACCCGAGCAAAGCAGUGCAAGCCGUGUUGCAAUCAUUCCUGGCCAAGAUAUACAAGAGGCAGAAGUAGGAAAAGUUGGCCGAAAAACUGCAUGGAAUUUCCGGCAGAUUAGGGUUGUAUCCUCCUAAAUCCUAAUGGAGAGAAAGGGUGAUGCCUGUACUCAAUGAAACUGGCCUUCUUGCUUUGCCUUCCUUGUAUCUCUGGCACUAUACAAAAAAAGGAUGCUAAUUGCUGUAUUUUUUGCUGUAGUUUUGCUUUCCUUGUAGUUUUUGCUUUCCCUGCAUCAUAUUUAGGGUUUUCUUUCUUCUUUCUGUAGCUUUUAGUUGCUUACUCACCUCUUGCAAUUUUAUCCAAAUCUUCCCAGAAGCUCGGGAUUGUUGCUUUCUUCAA
Diospyros lotus (date-plum) is the source of this 1467-nucleotide messenger RNA. Its product is annotated as farnesyl pyrophosphate synthase. Gene Ontology annotation, biological process: trans, trans-farnesyl diphosphate biosynthetic process. Gene Ontology annotation, cellular component: cytoplasm. The coding region runs from base 118 to 1146 and encodes 342 amino acids. The transcript has 12 exons. Gene Ontology annotation, molecular function: dimethylallyltranstransferase activity; (2E,6E)-farnesyl diphosphate synthase activity. The record is from RefSeq and is a predicted model, not a curated record. Lineage: Eukaryota; Viridiplantae; Streptophyta; Magnoliopsida; Ericales; Ebenaceae.